Durusdinium trenchii is the source of this 2781-nucleotide messenger RNA. Lineage: Eukaryota; Dinophyceae; Suessiales; Symbiodiniaceae. The record is from the annotation of a GenBank genome assembly.
AUGGCCGCCCUGCCGGAGGUGCAGCCUUUCCUGCGCGCACACCCGCAGGCAGCUUCUACCCAGGUCUUGAGGAGAUCUUUGCCUUGCAAAGCCUCCCAGACAAGCGGGAGUGGUGCGCGCUACCCUUCUCUUGGCGCUUUAGCCUGUGCUUUGUCGACGUCAACAUGCGCGAGGCGCUCUUGGCUUCUGCGGGCCAGUGCAAGGAGGUGUAGGGUUCGGUCCUGCGCCUCGAGCCAGCACGAGAGCCACGAAACGGACGUGGUCUUGGUGGGGAGCGGCCUCGGCAGCCUGAGCUGCGCCGCGGUGCUGGCGGCCGCCGGGCGCCACGUCACCGUGUGCGAGUCGCACUACCGGUUGGGUGGAGCCUGCCACACUUUCACGGCCAAAGUCGCUGGAGCUGGAGAGUUCCACUUCGAGUCAGGCCCUUCACUGUACAGUGGCCUCAGCCUGGAGGAAAGUCCCUCGCAGCUAAAACACGUCUUCCAGAUUGUGGGCAAAGAACCCCAGUGGAUCCAAUAUGACCGUUGGAAUGCCUUCUUGCCCGAGGGCGAGGUGAAUGUAGCGGUUGGAUACCAAGAAGUGGUACAGAAGCUGUUACCUGCCUAUGGAGGCACCGAUGCGGUCGCCCAAUGGCAGAAGCUCAUGUCCGAAUUAAAACCCAUGUCCGAUGCUUUGUACAAUGCCCCUCCCUUUGGUGCCCUGCGAGAUGAUUCGUGGGCUGCGGUGACCAUGGGCCGAUUCUUCCGGCGGCUCGGCCCCCUGCUUUUCGAUAUCCCUGGAGGUGCUGCGCGCUUAAGCCAGCCCUUCGAGGACUUCCUGAGGGAGGUUGGAGUCACGGACAGCUUCGUGAAGAACUACCUGAGCCUUUUCAGCUUUUUGCUGCAGGGCCUUCCCAGCUACGGCUCGCCCACCUCCAUGAUGGCCUACAUGAUGGCGGAUCUGUAUCGCAAGGGUGGGACUUGCCUCGACUAUCCCAAAGGAGGCUCGGAAGCCAUCGUUCAGGCCUUGCUUGAUGGCAUCGAAGAAAAGAGUCCUUCUGCCAAGAUUUGGAGCCAGGCGCACGUGGAGGACAUUCUGGUCGAGCAGGGCCGUGCAGUUGGUGUGCGUCUCAAGAACGGUGCCACCAUACGUGCGCGUGAGGCAGUGGUGAGUGGUGCCGACAUUGGCGUGACACAGCAGCUGCUGGCCAAUGCAGAGGCUCCGGAACUUGAAGGUUUCUUUGAGGAGCAGUGGGGAGAGUUCGAGCCGUUGAACUCCUUCAUCCAUAUCCAUUUGGGCUUCCGCGGAGAGGGUCUUCCAACCGCACACAGCCCGGAGUUCCCAGCACAGUGGGGCGUGGUGAAUGACUGGUCUGACCUGGAGGCAGCCAGGAAUGUGGUGCUGGUCAGCGUGCCUUCUUUACUGGACCCUGACUUUGCGCCCAAGGCUGGUCUCAUUUCACCUUCGGAUCAUCCUUUGCAGGGCUUUCAUAGCCUACACGCCUACACGCCAGCGACGGAACGCUGGGCGGACUGGGAGCAUUUGGACCGAAGCAGUGCUGAGCAUCUCGGCAGAGGGAAUGAGUAUCGGCAGAAGAAGGCAGAAGCUGCUGACUUCUUGUACCAGGCCAUCGAACGGCAGGCGCUGGGAGAAGGUUUGCUCACAGGACUGCGAGCACAUGCGUGGGCGCAGGUUCCUGACAUCCGCUCGAGGGUGGUCUUCGAGAAGGUGGGCACACCUUUGACACAUGCGCCCGGGCGCUUCUUGCGAAAACCAAAGGGAGCCUAUGGCUGGCGCGUGUUGGCUGGCUCCAAUUUACCAAGUCAUAAGACACCGCUCGCAGGCCUGCAUCUCUGCGGAGACUCCACCUAUCCGGGCAUUGGUGUGCCAUCAGCUGCCAUGAGUGGCCACAUUUGUGCCAACAACAUCCUCUCGGUGACGGAGCACUGGUCCUUGCUGGACCGGAUCCGUGAGUGGCACUAUGAGCUCGACAUGUCUUGCCUUGGUUUUGCCUUAGCCUCCUCGCGCUUGGUCGGCCGAGGGUCCUUGGAGGUGGGGCACAAUGCGCCGAACCAAUGGCGGCUAGAGAAAAGUGAUGUAGAGAUCCGAAAAGAAGCGCAGAAGAGGGCCAAGGAGAGAAUUCCCGGACGUCCAGUGGUUUUCUUGGACAUUGAGGUGGCCGGUCAUCCAGCAGCCAGGGUGGUGUGCGAGAGACUGAGCUUGGUGUGCGAGAGAGGUGAGCUUUUCUCAGACUUGGUCCCCAAGACCGCGGAGAACUUCCGCUGCCUUUGCACGGGCGAGAAGGGCUACAGCACGGCUGGAAAGCCGCUGCACCUCAAGGGAAAUGCCUUCCACAGGGUGGUUCCAGGCUUCGCAGUGCAGGGUGGUGACAUUACCAGGGGAGAUGGCACUGGUGGAGAAUCUGUCUACGGCGGCACCUUCGAGGAUGAGAGCUUCGACUUGUCCCAUGACGCUCCAGGCCCACGGCCCGGCUUGGGGGACGCCAAGUCUGUGAUCGUCGACUGCGGGGUGCUGGCGCGCGCGGGUUUUGCCGGAUGGGCGGAUGCGCAGAUCGGCACGCGCAGAUCGGCACGAGUAGCGCACUUGUUCCACAUCCUCAAGAAGUACAAGGGGGCCAGGAAAGCAGAGACUUGGAAAGGGGGUGAGAUCACCCUCACCAAGGGCAAGGUGCGCGACUCCGACUGGGCUCACGUCAUCCAUUGGCGAUUCGAAGCGAGGAGACCGAGGCCCCAAGGCGUCCUUCGCCCCGUCCUUUGCGCGUCAGGGCAUCCUUCAUGUUGA